This is a messenger RNA of Pyricularia oryzae 70-15, 3012 nucleotides long. RefSeq lists its product as uncharacterized. Gene Ontology annotation, molecular function: mRNA binding. Lineage: Eukaryota; Fungi; Ascomycota; Sordariomycetes; Magnaporthales; Pyriculariaceae. The transcript has 5 exons. Bases 513 to 2102 code for a protein of 529 amino acids. Gene Ontology annotation, biological process: ribophagy; protein deubiquitination. The record is from RefSeq and is a predicted model, not a curated record. Gene Ontology annotation, cellular component: Ubp3-Bre5 deubiquitination complex; cytosol; ribonucleoprotein complex.
CCCCAGUCCAAACAAAUCAAUCACUGACGACCUUGGACGCCUCGUUGAUUUUUUUUUCUGCACCUCGAGUCCAAAUUCGAAAAUCCAUUAUUCACAAAUCAAAUCGACGACACAAUCCCUCGCAUCCGCUAUUUUCCACCCCGUACUGCAGCAAGAAGCCUCUCCACGCUUCAGACCCUUCUUCACCCUUCUCGCCCGCAAAAGGUUUGAAUUCUUUAGACCUCGAAAAAAAUCAGUGCGUUCCGAGCUCACUUUUGCGCCCUGUGAUUUGACCUAUCCGCGCGACUUUGGACGAUCGGCGCCCACCAAUCAUCCGCACCUCAGAUCAUCCUACCUUACCUACCUCCCUUUGGUACCUUGACUACCUUACCUAGACAUAAACGACGCAGACGGCUGUUCAAGUCAAGACCUCUUUGACCAGACUCGGCCAUCUCUACCUGAUCGACGAUCUGUCGAUAACUUUUUUCUUCACUCGCGCCCUACCACCUCCAAAUCACAUAACCGUCGCAAACAUGGCCACCAUGCCGACAAACGGUAAUGUUAAUCACCAGGACCAGAACGCUGCGUCCGCCUCGUCCCGCAGCCAGUCCAACACUGAGUCUAGCUCCUUGUCCAAGGACGAGGUUGGCUGGUACUUCGUGGAGCAGUACUACACCACCCUGAGCAAAAACCCGGAGCGCCUACAUCUCUUCUAUGGAAAACACUCUCAGCUUGUUUAUGGACUCGAGGCCGAGGUUGCGAACGUGUCUGUUGGUCGUCAGCAAAUUCAAGAGCGUAUCAAGUCCCUUGACCUGCAAGACUGCAAGGUCCGCGUUUCCAACGUCGACUCUCAGGCUUCCGAGGAGAGCAUCGUGAUUCAGGUUAUUGGAGAGACGGUCAACAAGGGAGGCGAGCCCAAGAAGUUUGUCCAGACCUUCAUCCUCGCCAAGCAGCCGUCCGGAUACUUUGUUCUCAACGAUAUUCUGCGCUACAUCAACGACGAUGCGGAAGAGGAUGCCGCAGAGACCGCUGCGGCUGAGGAGGAGGCUGCCGCCCCCGAAACACAAGCUGCCGCUGAGCCAGAGGCUGCCAAAGUAGAGCCAGAGGCUGCCAAACCUGAGGCCGAGGCCGCCGAGGUCGAUGCCGCCGUCAGCAAGGAUGCGGAGAAGACUGCCGAGAGCAAGGAGGCUCCCGCUGCUGAGGCUGCUUCAACCCAGCCAGCUACUCAGAAGGACGCCGUUGCCACUCCCGCCAAGGCUGAGAGCGCUGCUGCCACCCCCGACCCUGAGAAGGUGGCCGAGGAGAUCGCCGAGGAGGAGGUCAAGAAGCCAGAGCUGCCCAAGGACCCAAGCCCGACCCCUGUUGCACCUCGCCCUGCUGCUCCUGCCGCUGCCGAGCCAGAGAAGGCCAAGGAGCCACCCAAGCCUAUGACCUGGGCUAGCAGGGCUGCCGCUGCCGCUAGACCUGCUGUCGCUCUGCCGAAGCCCGCCGUCCCCGCCGCCGCUCCUGCCGCACGCCCUGCUGCUGCCGCCCCCGCCGCUACUCCCGCCGCCGCUGCUCCUGCCGCUGCUGCACCCAAGCCGGCCGCCCCAGCCCCUGCCGCUGAGGCCCCCGCUGCUCAAGAAUCGGGCAGCGAGUGGCAAACAGCUGGUGCCGAUUCCAAGCGCCAGAAGGGAUCCCAAUCCGUUGUUGGUGCGCCCCAAGAAGACAAGGGCACUCUGGGCUACGUGAAGUUUGUUACCGAGAAGGUCAAGACCGAGAAUCUUAAGACUCAUCUCUCUUCCUUCGGCGAGCUUGUCUACUUUGACAUUAACCGCACCAAGAACUGUGCUUUUGUCGAGUUCGCCAACAUCGCUGGCUACACAGCCGCAGCUGCCGCCAACCCCCACACUGUUGACGGCGAGCAGAUUUACGUCGAGCCCCGCAGGCCGAAGGCUAGCGCCUACGGUGGCAGCAACUACAGCAACCGGGGAGGCAGUGUCCCGGGCCGCGGACGUGGUGGCUUUGACGGCAACCGCUCCGGAAGCCAGGGCGGCCGUGGCAGCUACGGCAACCAGGGUCGUGGUGGACGUGGCGGCGCCCCCAGGGGUCGCGGUGGCGUUUCGCAACCCACCAACGCAUAGGUCCUUCUGACUUGUUAUUUCAAGAGCUCGAGCUUCUUCACAGAGCUAUGAGCUGGUGUGUUCACAGCCCGAACAAGACUAAACGGGAUUCUCGGGGUCUCUGUCAAUGGGAGAAGAUUCACCACCAAGGGUCGAAUAUACGGGUGAUCAGUGGAGGAAAUACAGCAAAACCAAAAGGAUGUGCAUUUCGGCAGGAGUUUGAGGUCGAGUUUUUCGGAUCUUUUGAAGGACGAACCCAUAAGUCAGUCAAUCCAUUUGCACGGGCAGAGCUAGCGCGUAGAGGGUAUGGUCUCGAAAAGUUACAAAGUUGGCUUUUGGGGAGUUGGUCUUGGGACUGGUCUGGUUUUUUUUUUGUUUCCGUCUCAUAUUUUUCUUUGUUCUUGGGUUCUUGUGUUUGUCAACGCCGGCAGGGAAUGAUGGGUAAGGGAAUGGCCGAGAAUGGCACUGGCAGGCUGGCGACAUAGCUCUGAUACCUUGCUCUUGUCGCUGAUUUUUUUCUUUUUUCCUUUCACUCCCUCAACCCCCUUUUUUUAUUGUCUUUUGCUUGUUUUUUUUGGUUCCCCACGGCGUGUACGACUUGUAUUGGCCAAAGGGUUCAAGAAAACAAGGGAGCAAGAGCAAACUCGGGUCCGGGUCAUGAACGCCAUUAAUUUGUUUUGAUCUCGGAGUUGGCUGGCGGGAUCUCUGGGAACGUCUGGUUCUCUGUAACUUUUUUAUUAUUAUUAUAAUUUGUGCAUGCGGGCUUUCUUGGCCCAAAACCUCGUGGGAUCCAAGGGCGAGUUGUCGGGGAGGUUGGUUUUUGCUCAGUGAUCCUCUGGGGACAUUGUCCAGUAGGAGAGUUAUCUUUUGAUACCCUGGUAAAUAAUGACCCCUCGCAUGUGCGAAUCCAAUGAAACGAAUUUGAUGGAUA